This is a messenger RNA of Chrysemys picta bellii (western painted turtle), 14215 nucleotides long. RefSeq names its product neurotrophic receptor tyrosine kinase 2 (gene NTRK2). Gene Ontology annotation, cellular component: dendritic spine; axon; axon terminus. Gene Ontology annotation, biological process: cellular response to brain-derived neurotrophic factor stimulus; dendrite self-avoidance; protein phosphorylation. Lineage: Eukaryota; Metazoa; Chordata; Testudines; Emydidae. Gene Ontology annotation, molecular function: ATP binding; cell-cell adhesion mediator activity; brain-derived neurotrophic factor receptor activity. The record is from RefSeq and is a predicted model, not a curated record.
GCUUGGGCUGGAGCUGGAGCCUGGGCUGCUUUAUUAUCAGCUGGAGGAAGGAGACGGUGCGUAAAGGGCAGAGCCAGGAGCCGCGAGCCCCCCGGCAGCAGCAGCGCGCCGAUUCCUCUCCCCCAGGCAGCAGCGGCCGGAGCAGGCAGCGCCCCCGCAGCUCCGCCGCCUCCCGCGCUCGCCCCGAGCGGCUCCGGGGAGCCCGGGCAGGCAGCGGGGAGCGGAGGCGUCGCUCCUGCCCGGCCCAGCGCGCCCAUGUGAGCCCAGCCGGGGCCGGCACCGAGCCCUCCCGCAGCAAGAUGCCCGAGUCCCAGCCGCUCUGAAGCGCCCAGGACGCUCCGCAGACGCCGGGACGGUCGCUGGAGGAGGCCGUCGGGGCAGCGGGCAGCGCUGGAUUGAUCGGGGCAGCAUGGUGUCCUGGCGGAGGAGGUGGCAGGGGCCCGGCCUGGCCCGGCUCUGGGGCUUCUGCUGCCUGGUGCUGGGCUCCUGGAGGGCUUUGCUCGCCUGCCCGGCGCCUUGCACAUGCAGCGCCUCGCGGAUCUGGUGCAGCGAGCCCGCGCCGGGCAUCGUGUCCUUCCCGGUCCUGGAGGGGAGCGCCGAGCGGGAGAACAUCACCGACAUUUACAUCGCAAACCAGCGGAAAUUAGAAAGCAUCAAUAACAAUGAAGUUGGACUUUAUGUUGGACUGAAAAAUCUAACCGUGGUGGAUUCAGGCUUAAAGUUUGUGUCCCGUCAGGCAUUUCUGAAAAACACCAACCUGCAGUACAUUAAUUUCUCCAGAAACAAGCUCUCAAGUUUGUAUAAGAAGACUUUCCGCCAUCUGAAUUUAUCUGAUCUGAUUCUAGUGGACAAUCCGUUCAAGUGUUCCUGUGAUGUUAUGUGGAUCAAGAUAUUUCAGGAGACCAAGUUUUCUAACACAGAAACUCAGGAUUUUUACUGCAUAAAUGACAACAACAAGAGGAUACCCCUUUCGGACAUGCAGAUCCCCAACUGCGGCUUGCCAUCAGCAAACUUGAGUGUUUAUAACCUCACUGUUGUGGAAGGAAGGAGCACUACACUGUACUGCGAAGCUACUGGGGUGCCAUCUCCCAAUGUAUCCUGGGUUGUCCCUAAUCUUGUUUCAAAACAUGAGAGCAAUACAAGUAAGAAUCCUGCUUCCCUAACCAUAAGGAAUGUUUCGUCUAAGGACAGUGGAAUACGGAUUUCAUGUAUAGCAGAAAAUAUUGUGGGAGAAGACCAAGCUUCUGCUGACCUUGUGGUGUUCUUUGCACCAAAUAUCACAUUUAUUGAACCUCCAACCCCGGACCACCACUGGUGUAUUCCAUUCACUGUGAAAGGGAACCCCAAGCCCUCAUUGCAGUGGUUCUAUGAAGGGGCUAUACUGAAUGAGUCUGAAUACAUCUGUACUAAAAUACAUGUUAGCAAUCAAAGUGAAUACCAUGGCUGCCUUCAGUUGGACAACCCUACCCAUUUGAACAAUGGUGCUUAUACCUUACUGGCGAAGAACGAGUAUGGAGAAGAUGAAAAAAGGGUUGAUGCUCAUUUCAUGUCAAUGCCUGGAGAUGGUAGUGGCCCAAUCCUGGAUCCUGAACUUUAUGAUUAUGAAACCACGCCUAAUGAUAUUGGAGACACCACGAAUAACAGUAAUCAAAUCACUUCUACGGAUGUUUCCAACAAAGAGAAUGAAGAUAGCAUCACUGUGUAUGUUGUGGUGGGGAUUGCAGCAUUAGUGUGCACUGGCCUAGUGAUAAUGCUCAUUAUUCUGAAGUUUGGAAGACACUCCAAGUUUGGGAUGAAAGGUCCUUCUUCAGUUAUCAGCAAUGAUGAUGAUUCGGCAAGUCCCCUCCAUCACAUUUCGAAUGGGAGUAACACUCCAUCCUCUUCUGAGGGCGGCCCAGAUGCUGUCAUCAUUGGAAUGACAAAGAUUCCUGUCAUUGAAAACCCCCAGUACUUUGGAAUCACCAACAGUCAGCUCAAGCCAGACACAUGUGGAAACUGACAUCCCGGUUUCUCAGGUGACACAAGGAACGAUUCUGCCAUCCCCAAGUGAGGCAGGAAAAACACCAUACAGAACAAGGAUUUUUCCAUAAGAAACUGUACCAUAGCACCUGAAAAGACCUUGAAGCACAUGCUCACACUUUCUCUGCUUGUUGCAGCCUGUUCAUUGAUGCAACAGGAUAUCAGAAAUGUGAAGACCUGUUUUUUCUUAUUCCUUUGGCGAGGAUAAUGAAUGCUUUAACCGUUACUGCUUGAUCAUGAUGAAUUUAUUGCAAAAUUCUGUAAUCUUUCCAGAUCCAUAUCUAAUGUCCAAGCCAACAGCCACCACUUGUGAACUAGCAAGUGUUGUCAUGCUGCAGCUGAGGGGGAGGGAGGAUGAAGGAACUGAACCUGCCAAACCUCUAUAAGAGUCACAGACUUUUGAAGAUGUAGGAUCAAUAACCAAAUGGGACGCAGAAGUGUUUCCAUCAGGCAGGCAGUUGUGCCAUGUGUCACGUCAAAAAUAAAGCGUAGUCACUAAGAAGUUGUGAAUAAUAAGCUAGAAAAAGUUUCUGUCUUUUUUUCUACAACAUCCUUCCCCCCCCCCCCAAAAAAAAUGGUUGUCCAGCAUAAAAGAGAAGGUCAAGGCUGCAACAACAAGCAGCUAUUACAUUAGUUAUGAUGCAGGGAAAUAGACAAUUUCUUGUUGAAUUAUGGACAGUAUUUUAUCAGAGUGGUGUGCAAACUCACAGAUUGGAACUUUCUCUAGACAGAUGUUUGGCCAGUUGCUGAGCAGCUGCUACAGGCUGUUCAAGAUUAAUGAAUCUAAAUUAACAGUAUCUAAAAUGCUUAAGUGGGAAAAUGGGAGGAAAUCUGAUUAGUGCUACAAAUCAACUGAGGUCCAGAGAUUUCCUUUCUUUUGAACUGGAAUGGCUUAGUCAUCCUCUUUUCCCUUUUAUCCAGGGUUCAUGAUACUUCACCCUUUCCAUAUUUAAUCUUUCCUCUGCUUCCCUUUUUCAAUCCCAUCCGCCUUCAGCAAUUCACCCUGACACUUCUCAUUGCAGACACUAACCUGUGCUGAAAAGAAUUCUCACUUUCCUGCCUGACCAAUGACAAACCUCAUAUAUCAAUAACAUGUGGUUAAUUCCUUCUUUCUGUUAUUUCCUUUUGGCUCAAGAAAAUAACUUCUCAAGGUAAUCAGGAUAUUUUGUCUUCAGCAAGCUGUACCUCUUGUGAUCCUUUGUUAGAUUGGCCAUUAUGGGUCUCAUCCAACUCCCACAGAGGUCAAUGAAAAGAUUCUCAUUGAUUUUAAUGGAAAUUGGAUCAGGCUGUCUUACUAGAGAUGGGUCUGAACCACAGAAGUCCAGAGUUGGAGAUGAAGAGUUAUGGGAUAUUCUGAGCUGGGUCUCUGAGUCUUGCCCAUCUGUUCUUAGAAUCAGAUCACUCUCUUCUCAGUACCACAAAAUAUAUGCAUUCUUCCCAGAUUGCCUAUAGCUACUCUGCUUGUGAGAAGCAAGACUACUUUUAAGAGAACUCUGGUCAACAAUUUUGUUGAAAGAAAAGGAAGAGGUCCAUCCACUGAGAAGAUUCACCUCACCUGUAAGAAAUGUGUCAAGGCUGAAUUGCCACCAUUGGAAUGCAUCUUUAUCAUCUUCCCAGUUUCCGUAACAACAGGACUUUUUCAGAAUCUGAAGCCUGAAGACCUACCACAUUGGAAUACUGUGAGAGAGAAGCAUUCCAGGCACUUCUAUUCAGAAAUCUUGACUUGUUUACUUUUACAAAGGUAUGGAAGAGAAAAUAUAUCAACAGUUUUUUGGAGUGCUGGAUGUAUAAUAUUAGGUUUGUUUAUUUCUUCCCAGAAUGAUAUAUAAAAGACUGUAAACCAACACCUGAAUACUGGAAUAAGAGAAUAAUGUUUCACAAUUAACAAAGCAACAGACUUAGCAUGAUUUUCUUUGGAUGCAUGGCAGAUUUCUUUUUGUAUGAUACUCUGAAUUUCUUAGUACUUUCAAGAUUUGGGCCAGAUUCUCCUGUCAGAGACAUGGAGGUAAAUCUGGAAUAACUCCAGAUUUCAGUGGAAAUUACUCCUGAUUUACCCCAUGUAAUUGAGAACAGGAUUGGGCCCUAUCUUGUGUCAGAUAACAGUGAUGGAAAUGUAAAAGGCAACAGUGUUGUAAAAUCCUUUUGUAAGAGAUAUUUUGUUGUUCCAUUUGUUCUUAUCUCUGAAUGUAUUUUAAUACAUUUAAAACUUCUCUCCGAAGUCAGAAGAUCUACAAACAUAAAAAUGAAUGAAACCAUAUACUGUAGCUUAGUAUAUGUUCAAUCUUCUCUAUGAAGGCAUUGAAGUUAGUGGCACUUUACCAAGAAGGAAUUUAAACCAUUGUUUUGAAAACAGAAUGUUAUAUAAGAGCUUCAAAUUAUUAUAGUACUUAAUACUUAGAUCUUCAAAGCCCUGUAUAAACAUUGUCUAAUUAACCCUCAAAAAACCCUCACCAUCCUCCUGUCAGCUAAGUAAGCAACCAUUAUCAUCCCCAUUUUCCAGAUGGGGAAAAUGAGACAUAGAAAGAUUAAAGGAUCCACCCAAGGCUAUAUAUGAGUCACUGGCAGAGUUGGUAAUAGAACCUUGGAGUUAUGACUCCAAAUCCCCUGCUCUGUGUGUCUGUCUAGGCUUCUAUACAGUCACAGUCAACAAUAUAGCUUCUCUAUAUUUUGUCUGUAAGGAAAAUGCAGAUUAGUAAAUAUUUUUGGAUUUUGCAUUUUUGAAACAGGCAGCUGAGUUACUAUUCUCAUGUCUAAGGAAAUGUUUAAGGGAGCCAGUAUGACCAAAACAAUGAUUAUAUCAACACACUAAACUAUAGUUCAAUUUUAAGAUAUGUUUGCGGAAGGACAUUACAGAGACCACUUUAAAUGGUCUGUAAAUAGUUGUUUUAGCUUCUAACCCCUUCCCAUUCUCUUUAAAACUCCGCUAGACUAGAAAUAGUUUGAGGUACAUUCUGGUUGUUGGAGUAUAAAAGAUAAAAUGAAGCGUCCGCUUCUUUAUCAUGUACUGCCACAAAAAGCAUGCUAAAUGGAGCAGCCUUUCCUGAGGCCAACUUCAAACUCCCCCUUUCUACUCCUGGUAACAUUUGAAGGGGACAGGAGAGCCCUGAAUCACUUAUAAAGCUUUGUAAAUGAUUCUAUUAAUCUACCAUGAUGACACCUCUCUGUUAGACUGAAUAAUAACUAGGUGCUUCAUUUACCUCAGUGAUUUGACUUAGUACAGUCUGUGUUCGCUAUAAAUACGCAAAUUCCAUUUCCUUAGCUGCAAGUGCCAGUUCAGAGUGAAUUAUACCAAAAAUCCAGCUGUUUUACUGGUAACAAUAAAAACUACAGUACCUUAUAUUUCUCUUAGUGAUAAACUCCCCCACUUGACUUGCAUUACUCCUAACUGGUUACACAUAACAACUAGUUAUUACUGUUUAUGAAGUUACUGGUCCAUAAAAUGCCAGAACAAAGUAACUAAAUAUGGGGUAAAGGAACCCAGCUGGUACAUAUUGCUGUAUGUAAGGUUUUAAAUUCAAAAGGAUCAAGAGAGAAAGACCUACAUUUGUACCCAUUUGCUGUGCUUCCUGAUUACAGAGACUUUAACUGUACUGUAAUGUCAUGCUGUACAACAGUUGUAGUGAGGCAGUGGAAGUAUUAAAAAUGACAACAGCCAUAUAGAUGAUAGGCAGGAGAAGGUCUUCCCUGGUUCACACAUUUUGCUCGCUUGAAGAGACCCAGGAGUCGCAUUUACAUUCAGUUGAGUCUGCACUGAGUGUUACAGAAGAUUCAAGUGCAACUAUUCUUCAGGAAUGAAGAGUAAAAGGGAGAGAGGUGACUAUGAUUUAUGGUCACACUGAUGAAGCUUUUAUAGAAGAUAAUACAUGUGUUCUGGCCAUCACCAUAAAAUCAACUGUCCAUAAUUGGUCAGAGCUGCCAACUUAGCUUGAUUAUGAGCGUAACACUUUCUUUUAGGUCAUGUCCAUUAUAUCGGCCUAGUAAGUCAGAGCUCGAGUAAAGUUCAUUCAGCCAUUCCUGCCAUUCCUCUUUACAUUUCCCCCUCUUACACGUGCAUGCUGACAUUCAGGGAGGUCUCAUAUCCACAUGGAGGUUGGAUCUCUGUGCCUCCAUGGAUACAUGCCUUGGGUGGGCUGUGGCUGCAACGGUGGACUGCGGCUGUGGGUGGGCAUGCAUAGAUAAAAAAAUCUGAUAUUUUCCCUUUUUUUUUUUAACUUGACCAGAACAAAACGCUCAGUGCUUUUUCUCUCAGUCUCUUUCUUUCUCUAUCCCAUGCUUCAGAAGUCUGUAACUGAGUUCAUUAUAGUGUGAUAAAUCAGCCAGCAAACUUGCAUUAUGGUGUGUUUGGGCAGCUCCUGCUCCUUAGUGACAGCUGCUUGGCACAGGAUGUUGUAAUUAUCAACUCAAAAAAGAGAUGCUUAUAGGUGCUGAAAGCAUAAUGGCAGUGACUGAGCAUGUCCUCAGCUUCCUCAUGGGCCUCAGCUUCAAAAGCCCUGCUUAGGGAUUGGUUAUAUUGUUGGCUGUUGGCACCGUGGCUGUGGCAGGUCGCUGUCACUUUGGCACUUUACAGAGCCGCUGUUCCCAUAAAAGUCAAUGGGCCUUUUUGUAAUGCGUUAGCUGCUGACAUAUAACUGCUGCCACACAAUUGGCAUUUGUAAGUGCAUUUGUGUUCAUUCUCUUUUUCUAAAAUAACGUUUUUUUAAGGGAGGAUAAACAUACCAUACUUGCCAAUGACAAUUUUUAAAAAAACCUUAUUAAUCAUAUGUCUGAAGAAAAAAUCCAGUCGACCAUUCGCUUGAUCCCACACAAAAUCACACUUCACACACUGUAGAUAGUCCCAUUGUGGGACCUGGUGAAUGAAAAUGGCGGAUAAGUGGUUAAUGAGCCUCCUCUUACAAAAGCAGUCUAAAAGAGCUUGGCUUGUUGAGGCUAGCAAAAUGAAGGCUGCGUGGGAUAUUAUUGGUCUCUUUAAAUACAUCAUGGGGGUAAACACCAAGGAGAGAGAAGAGUUUUGGAAGCUAAAGGUUGAUGUUGGCACAAGAACAAAUGGGUAUAAUCUAGCCAUGAAUAAAUUUGCCUGGAAAUUAGGUUUCUAACUACCAGAGGAGUGAGGUUCUUGAGCAACCUUCCAAUAGGAGUAGUGGGAGCAAACAACCUAAUUGAUUUUAAGAUGGUGCUUGAUGCAUUUAUGAACAGUAUUAUGAUGACGGGGUUGUCUAAAAUAGAAAGGGACAGGACUCUCUGACCAAGGAGGUCCCUUUCAAGCCUAUGUCCUAAUGAAUCAAAAAGACAAUUUUGGAGUUCACAGAACCUGAGUGGGACACUUCAUUUACCAAUGUACAUGACCUUCUAAGCUUUUUGCCUCUGCUACAAUACUUCACUUUAGUAUCCAUUGUGGACUACUCAUAGUGUAUAAAGUUUUGUAUGUGUGUCUUUGCAGAAUCAAGGCUCAAAUCUUUAAUCAUAAUGUCUUUAAAGUGCCCCAUGUAUAAAGCAUUUCAGUGUGAAAUAAAGAAGCAGGCAGCAAUCAUGUUAUAAGCCUGAUGACCAGGAAAUCAGAACUUCAGCCAAAGAUUCAGGAAGCAGUGACCAGAGCUAGACAGAACAGCAGAUUUCCAAAACUCUUUUAUAGGGGAGAAAGGUUAGUAUUACAUGGAUGUGCUAAACCUUAGGGGCGGGGGUGGGGUGGGGAUGGAAAAAGCUUAGAAUUUUCUCAAAAGAGACCUGUGGGAAUUUCCUUCUAUUCCCUAUGUCAAGCUGCAUCUCUGGGUUUCCUGUCUUCAUCUGUGUGGCCAGGUUUUGUUUUCUCUUUGAAUGGUCAUGAACAUAGUUACCUAUCCAGAUGCUAUUAAUGGUGACUCUGAAAUCUUUUCAGGUAUUUUAAAAUCCUGCUGUGUGAUAGUUUGGUUUAGUUUCCAGUCAUGAUCUAAUCAAGGACUCAGUAGUGUAUUUACACAAAUUCCACAGUCAGGGGUAAGUGCAGUGUUACACCACCAUACCUGCCUAAGCUCAGGCUUUGGGGAGAUUUUUCAGACCACCAACACUGCUUCAACAAUCUCAGAACUUCCAAUGAGUAUAAAUCAUCCUAGGCAUAGAAAUCUACUCACCUUUUUCACAAAGAACCUAUAGGUUUUUAUCAUGCAAACAGUUAAACAUUUUACAGUAUCUUGAUAUUCAUAGGCCACAAAACAACACCGGCAGUUAAUGGAGCAGUAUUCUUCAGCUGAAUUUUUACAUAUCAAAGUAUCAUAGACAUUCACUAUAUUAUUUUAAUUGAGAAGAACCAAGCAUGUACUACAUUCAUAUGGAAAUGGAAGGGAAAUCUUUACUACUGGGUAUGUACAAAAUCACAAAAGUGAAAUCAAUAAGUAUAUUAAAAUCAUUGAGGGGCUGAUUCUGCAAAUUCUUAGACCUGGUCUACAUUUAGACUUGGUCUACAAUAGGUUGACAUAGCUGCGUCGGUCAGGAGCCUGAAAAAAACCACACUCCUGAAUGGCAUAGCUAUGCCAACCUAACCUGCACUGUAGAUGCAGCUCUACUGAUGGAAGAACACAUCCAUUGAUGGAGCCACUGUCGUUCAAGGAGCUGGUAUUCCUAUAUUGAUGGAAAAAUCCCUUCAGUCAGCGUAAACUGAAUCUACACUACGGGAUUAUGCUGGCAUAGGUAUGGUGACCUAACUAUGCUAGUAUAGUCUCUGUAGUGUAACCAUACCCUUAGUCAUGUUCAAUCCUGCAAACCUUCACUUGAUUUCAGCUAGAAGAUCACAUGAUCAAGGGUUGCAAGAUAAGAUCCUAUGAUUUCAUAUACACUAGGAUAAUUAAACUGUUACACUACAUUAAUCUCUGCCUGCUUUGCAGUGUGUGCUAGAUACACCUGGUGCAGUAGAGCAAUAAUUGAGAGUGUAAUGUGUGUGUACCUUGUACUUGCUGCCAGUUGAAGCUGCUUUUGUUUUCAGUAAGCGGUGGCAUUCUGAAACUACACGAAGGGCCCCGAAGAAGCUACUAUUUGGGGCACAUUGGUAGAGCCCGAUGUUUCUUGCAAAUGCAGAAUAACAUGAAAUAAAAUGAAAAACCACAAUUAAAGUGACAUAAAAUGAGAAACUCACCCCACAGCAGCUGCUCCCUUGGCUCCUGUCAAUAGGGCUGCACCUGGCUCCCCACUCCAGUAGGCUGCAUGAUCUGGGAAAGUGAUGAACCAACCUGUCUAAGGAAAAUAGAAUCAAUAAACAACAACAACAAAAACCCUGCCUCUGGGAGUUUAACUGCUGAAGGGGAGAAGAGUUCAUAGAACCUGCAUCCCAGGCACUACAUUUUUUUUUUAUGGUUUCAUCCAUCAUCCCUUCUGCUGAGGUCUUUAUUACAGCCCUAGCAUUAGAGUUAGCCCCUUGUUUGUCUCCAAAAGCAGAAAAUGGGCUAUCUUCUUUUUAAUGAAACAUACAAGUAUUUUUGAAGGUCUUUCCCACUCUUACUCCAUGUCGAUGAGUGACUGUGGGGAGCUCUUCCUCCUGAAUCUGAUCACUAGGGGACCGGGGUGGUGGAAGGGCAGCCCUCCACUGUAUGUUAGGGAUCAACCAGUUGAAGUGUGUGUCAGGGGGUGGAGGGAGAGUGGUUCUCGCCUUGCAGUUGCUAUUAUUUAUUUAUCAGUCACAGAGGCUGGGGUGUGAUGGGUGUGGAACUGUUAGCCUGAUGGGGCUCUCUUUUCCCUGGCCAAGCAGUGAAACAUAACUGUUAGCCAAGGGAGAUGACUUCUGUCUGUAUUACCUCUUUGUAAUUCUUCUUCAGGAAGAACCCACCUCCCACAUUAGAAUGUCAACAGAUUCCUCUAUGCCUGACUGCAACCUGUGACAGUAUCCACAUGCAUAGUCUGAUUGACUUCAAGUUAAACAUGUUUAAAUACCUCACUGGAUCAGGGCCUAAAUUCAAUUUUCAAGUUUCUUUUGUAAGUCAUCUUUAAAGGUUGGAAGUAAAUCCUGCUGUCCUACUUCAUAUGGAGGUACAUAAAACAGUUCUCUGCACCUUUCAAAACCAAAGAGAAAAAAGAGAGCAGAGACAACUAUAGUGUAAAUGGAGCAGCCUUUCUGACUUUUGUAGAGUUGCACCCACUUACACCAGGCCUGAAUUUGGCCCAAUGUUCCUGAAUUUAUGAAGCUGUCUUCAUUUCCUGCUCCUCAAAGUUGGGGCUGCCUGUGUUUAGUGAGACCAAACAUAUAAGAGAGAAUCCUCACUUCUGAAAACUAAGAGAGAAAAGAGUUAAUAGUUUGAAGCUAGUGUGUUUAUUAGACCAGAGAUCGGCAACCUUUGGCACGUGGCCCAUCAUGGAAAGCUCCUGUUGGGCUGGGACGGUGGCCAGCACAUCCAUGGGCCCACGCCGCUUCCCGCCACCCCCAUUGGCCUGGAACCCGGCAAACCGCGGCCAGUGGGAGCUGUGAUCAGCCGAACCUGCGGACGCUGCAGGUAAACAAACCGUUCCGGCCUGCCAGCGGAUUGGCCGCUGCUUCCCGCACCCCCCAUAGGCCAAAUGAAAUAAAUACCAGAGGAGGAACACAUACAAAAUCCUACACAACCCAUGCAAGAAACAGUAACUAAUCCAACACUUCUCAAAUAUAAACCUUAAAAGACAACAACCACUGAGUCUCACCUAGAGAGAGGCCACCAAUAUGCUCUAGUAAAUGUCUUCAGUCUUGAAUACAGAGGUCGAGAGCCUAGCCCACUAAAACCUCAGAGGUGAGAUCCAUAAUCAAGAACCGUUUCUCAAAGAGUGCAGUGCUGCAUCUCUAUGCCAGCAUAAUGUCCUGUGAAAGCUGUGGGUUCUAAAGGAAGGUCACAGGAAGAUUUAAGUCUAGUGCAAUUAGAAAGACUUAAAUUCAGAUCAGAGGCAGUCCUGACACUAGCCUGUUUGUCCACUUCUCCCACAAAUGUCUCUGCACCUUCUUCCAUGCUGCCCAUUAUGCAUGGAAGACCCUUCCUCAACUAAGCCAUAAAAUCCCUCCCCAAGACCCACUUCUCCUGUGACGGCUACAAGAAAUCAGCCAACUAAGGAGGGCCAAGGUGAUGGUCAGUUGGGGCAGCUGAUACUAUUUAUUUCUUCACAAAAUAAUACCUCCAUCAAGUUGUGUGUUAAGCCAGCUAUGUGACUGUGCAAACAUUACCUUCAGUCUCUCUCACCUCCUAUUAUUUUCUAUGCUCAUUGCGGAUUAGAUCGGGUUCCCGUUGUAAUCAAUGGCAAAAGUCCCAUUGACUUCAUUGGUGAUGGCUCAUGCCCUGGUUGCAUCUUGGUUCAAAUUAGAUUGCAAUCUUGUUGGGACAAAGACUGUUUUUACCUCUGUGUUUGUACAAUGCCUGGAACAACAGGGCUCCAAUCCAGAUUGGUGUUUUGGGUGGUAAUAUAAAUAUUAAACAAUAAUAGUACAGGAACAGUAAUAAUAAUUAGUACAAGUGAUAAAUAAUAAAUAGGUGGAGGGGACAAAAACAGAAACAGAAAGAAAAGAAAUGCAAACUCAGGGAUGAGCUAAGAUUUCUGCUUCAGGACACUGCCAGCUCUGUAAAGAAAGGUAAAACAGCCAGUCAAUGUCCAAGUGCAGCAAAGUGCUUAGCUACUCUAAAUUGGUGUGUGAAUGCCUGUGGGUGGGGCUAAGUCUUCCACUUUGCCUAAAGCAGUGAGAACCCUAGAGCUGGUGCUGCCUCAGAAUCAGGAGGUCAUCAGGCUAGAUGCUCUACCUCUACCCUAUCCACAAUGAUUUUGUAGCCCCUCAUUACAGGAUUAUCUCUGAAAUCCAACCCUGUUGUUGGUGAGUGACAUGUGCUAUUCAAGUUUGGGAAGCUGUCAGAUCAAAUCAAUCCAAUCCAGUCAUUUAUACCUACUAAUUCUGAGUCUGCCUCAAAUGGCAAAAGAGGGUUGAGGGCAGAGCCUUGAAAUAUCUCAUUGCACAAUAGUUGUUGCAAAGAAGUUUUUGUAAAAUAUCUUUCUAACAUUGCAUAGCCUGUCACAAAUAAUUCUUAUCAGCCAUUGUUUCCCACUUAUAGUCUUAACCAAAUAUGUUAAAACAUUUCCUUACUCUGUUAUUUUAAAGCAUUAUAAGGCUAAAUUCUGUUUUUAAUUACAGAUGUAAUUGAUUUCACUGGGGAUACUCCAGAUUUACACGGAUGCUGAAUUUGAGAGACUGUAUCCUGGAAAGCAAUGACUCUAAAAAGGAUAUAGGGGUCAAAUAGGACAAGCGAGUUAACAUGAGUUCCCAAUACAACAGUGUGGCAAAAAGGGCUAAUGUGAUCCUUGAAUGUAAAAUGUGAGUAGUGGGUGGGAAUAGGGAAGUGAUUGUACCUUUGUACAGAGCUUUGGCGAGACUGAUAUAGGCAUACUGCAUCCAGUUCUGGUGCCCACCCUUUGAAAAAAAGAAGAGCUUUAACAUGAUUCAAGGGCUGGAGAAACUGCCUUACAGUGAGAGACUUAAAGAAGUCAACCUGUUUAGUUUAGCAAAAAAGAAAAUGAUAGGUGACUUGAUUACAAUGUGUGAAGUACCUUCACAGGGAGAAAAUACUGACCACUUAAAGGGCUUUUUAGCAGAGAAAGGCAUAAUAAGGACCAAUGGAUGGAAGUUAAAUUCAGACAAAUUCAAAUUAGAAAUAACACACAAUUUUUUAACAGUGAGGGUGAUUAGCUAUUGAACAAACUGCCAAAGGAAGUGGUGCAUUCUUCAUUUCAUGGUGUCUUCAGAUCAAGACUGGAUGCCUUUCUAGAUGAUAUGCAUUAGUCAAACGCAAGUUAUUGGGUUCAAUACAGGGGAAACUGGCUGAAAUUCUGUGGACUGUAUAAUACAGGGGUCAGACUAGAUAAUCUAAUGAAUCCCUUCUGGCCUUAAAAUCUAUACAACUAUAUCUAUACAACCUAUCUCUCUCUCUCUCGGCACAAUCUAAGUAAAAGACAUUUUAUUUGCUGCUGCUUUUGACUGUUAAAAUAGAUGUAAUUAAAUUUUAAUAUUUUGUAUUGCAAAGUGUCCUGCAAUCCAUGGGUGAAAAAAUCCUGACCCAGUUCAAGUUCAUGACUUCAGUCAAGCCAGGAUUUACCCCAGUGUGUGAAGGAUGCUGUGUAAGGAUUCUGUAAGCUCUUACUACCAAGAAUAGACUACCUGAGGUACAAAACACCAGGCUCAGUGGGAGUAUUUGUAGGGUGAGGCCUUCAAUGCAUCUUUUAAAAUAUGACUUUAUGAGUGUAACAUAUUUAGCUGAAUAACUGUAAGGGGCCUAAUUCUCUCUAUUGUCAAUGAGAGUUACACAUGUGCUUGGAGAUGAGAAUAGGUCCUUCAAUGUAGAAUUCUCUAUUGAUAUCAAUGGGAGCUCUCUGUUUCUUCUCCAACUCAACACUCCCUCCUCCAAUUUACUACUCUCCUAUUUUAAUUAGAGGGGGCUAUAAUUUUAUACUGCUACCUGUUUUGAACAAUUUGUUUUGUCUGGUUUAUCAUGAACUUUACAUUUUAUCUCUAAUUUUUCCCUAAAGUAUUUUGACUCAUAUUAGCUCUUCCAAUCUUGUUGCUGUAGUGAAAUGAGACCUUUUUCACCAGUAUAGGGGAGAUUUUUAAAGUCUCAAUUGCCAUACCUCCCAUUCAAAGUCAAUGGGAGUUGAAUACCUGUGCCUUUAUAAACCUACCCCUAGAUAAUUCCUGAGUAACCACACUAAGAGCAGAAUUUGACUCUAAAGUUUUUGGUAUAUCUCCUUCUAGAGUCUCCUCCCACUGAAGUCAAUGGCAGCAUGAUUGGGCCCUGUGUUUGCUAACUGGAUUUUUCCUCAGCUCAUAUUUCUGUCACAUCAUAUUGUAUAUAUUUGAUUUAUGUUUGUUGUUCUUAUAUUUAAUCUGUGCCCACUUAGUCACAUUCACUGCCAUUUUGUAUUUAUUUAGCACUCCGUUUUGCACAGAAAGGUAACUGUGAUAGAUACAAUGUGACAAGUUGCAAAUACGUAUUCUGUGCAGAUCUGUUUUGCUGCAGUUGACAUACAGGGCUUUGGAAUGAUGGGAUGUUGUGUUUUGCAUUUGACAGUUUGUUAUGGGACAAGUUAUUUACCCAAUAGUUAUUUUAUAUAAGAGUAUUUUGCUGUAGCUGUGAGUUCUCUGUAAAGCAAUAUUUAACAAUUCUUACUUAUUUUACUCUCCAUUGUGAUGUCCUCUUAGAAACUUGACAAUAAAAUCUCUUCACCACUGGGUCAAACA